Messenger RNA from Fonsecaea erecta, 621 nucleotides. RefSeq lists its product as hypothetical. Gene Ontology annotation, biological process: nucleolar large rRNA transcription by RNA polymerase I. Gene Ontology annotation, cellular component: RNA polymerase I upstream activating factor complex. Lineage: Eukaryota; Fungi; Ascomycota; Eurotiomycetes; Chaetothyriales; Herpotrichiellaceae. Bases 1 to 621 code for a protein of 206 amino acids. Gene Ontology annotation, molecular function: RNA polymerase I cis-regulatory region sequence-specific DNA binding. The record is from RefSeq and is a predicted model, not a curated record. The transcript has a single exon.
AUGGCUUCCCUUCGCGAGACUAUCACACAACACGAAGCUGCCGGACACAACGCUGCCGCUGAUGCAGGCUUUCUACCAUAUAACCCGCCACGGCAACUUACUGUCUAUGAUGUGGUGGCUGGAAGAGCUGGUCUGAAUGGGUUUUUGACUCAAGAACAGAAGCAAUCAGAAAAUGUUUUGCCUAUCGCGCCAGAGGAAGUCCUUCUGCGCAGAUCCACCAUCGCAGAGCAUGUGAUAAAAGAAUCAUACGAUGCAGCAGGACACCUGUCUGAUGCCGAAAAACUGCCAGAGUCUGAACUUCUGAAAGCAGUGCAUUCAUACGCCUCGGAUUUCUACAGCCGCGCCGUGCCAGAGCAAGGAACGUUUGACUUUAGGAGCUUUGAUGAGACGGCUCUGAUAGCCUUCGGGAUUCUACUUGAGGAAGCAGUCAAGUCGGCCUUAGGACGGGAUGGGGAUAUGGUCUUCGUGGAGCCCGAGGGACUAGAGCAUGGGCUCGACGAAACAAAUUUGACCAGAUACCAGGUCAAGGGUCGGGUCAAGCCAGCACAGACCUCCAAAAUUGAUUCUUCCGAAGACAGUCUCAAUGAGGACGAAUCGCCAGCCAAAAGACCGCGCCGUUGA